Molecule: messenger RNA, 5323 nt
Organism: Bombina bombina (fire-bellied toad)
Lineage: Eukaryota; Metazoa; Chordata; Amphibia; Anura; Bombinatoridae
Gene: RABL6
Product: RAB, member RAS oncogene family like 6
Exons: 16
Coding region: 382-2550 (722 amino acids)
Cellular component (GO): cytosol; nucleus
Molecular function (GO): GTP binding; GTPase activity
Source: RefSeq, a predicted model, not a curated record
CGCCCCUAUAGGUGCUUGUUACAGGAGGAAGAAAGAUGGUGGUACUACGGCGGCUGAGACGGAGAGCGAAGGGGGCAGAGAGCUGUGAAAUGUGCAUUCCGAGCAAAUCUGGACACUUGGAACAAUCCUCUGAUUGUUAAUGGAUUGUUAUAUUUGCGUUAACCUUUAAACUGCAAAACUAGCUCAGAUAUCCGAAUGAAGAGACGCUGGAUUUUAAUGCACAAGAGACAUGACCACUUUGCUUAUAUUUUUUGUCCUUUUUGAUUGAAUGAGCGUAUUUCUGACUGAGCACGCUUUAUUUUUUUACUAUCUGGCCCACAGGCCUUUUAUUUAACUUCAUUUAAUACUGGGCUUAUACCCCCAGAAAACAAUAGAGACACAAUGUUUUCGGCUUUGAAGAAACUGGUCGGAUCGGAUGUGUCCGGUUUGAGAGACAAAAAUAUUCCUGCAGGACUGCAGUCCAUGAACCAGGCUCUUCAGAGAAGGUUUGCAAAGGGCGUACAGUAUAACAUGAAAAUAGUGAUCCGCGGUGACAGGAACACUGGCAAAACCACUCUCUGGCAUCGGCUGCAGGGAAAGAAGUUUGUGGAGGAAUAUAUACCCACUCCGGAGAUCCAGGUUACCAGUAUCCACUGGAACUAUAAAACCACUGACGAUAUAGUCAAAGUUGAAGUUUGGGAUGUUGUUGAUAAAGGUAAAUCGAAAAAGGAGAAGAGCUCUCUGAAGAUGGAAAAUGAACCUCAAGAGGGGGACUCGGAUAUGGCGUUGGAUGCAGAAUUCCUUGACGUGUACAAGAAUUGCAAUGGCGUAAUAAUGAUGUUUGACAUUACCAAGCAGUGGACAUUUAACUACAUCCUGAGGGAGCUUCCCAAAGUCCCCAGCCAUGUGCCGGUGUGUGUACUAGGAAAUCACCGGGACAUGGGAGAGCAUCGGGUCAUUCUGCCUGAUGAUGUCAGAGAGUGCAUUCAGAACCUGAACCGACGCCCUGGUUCCUCCUACAUCCGUUACGCUGAAUCUUCUAUGAAGAAUAGCUUUGGACUGAAAUAUUUGUACAAAUUUUUUAACAUCCCUUUCCUGCAGCUUCAGCGAGAGACCUUAUUACGACAACUGGAGACAAACCAGCUGGACAUUGAUGCCACAUUGGAGGAGCUUUUGGUACAACAGGAAACUGAAGACCAGAAUUACGAAAUUUUCCUGGAGAUGAUAGAAAAUUAUAAGCAAAACCCAGUGGCCUCCAAUGGCCAAAGCCCAGGUUCUCAAUCACCAGUGGUCUCCACAAACGACGGCUCUCCUGGCAGCUCCAGUCCGGGCACACCUCAGCUACCAAGUGCAGUGCCAGCUUCCCCACCCUUAGCUUCUUCGCCACCGCCUCCUCCUCCUCCUCAGUCUGAUCUCCCUGAACCUAGCGCAUCAUCCCCUUCCACAGUAUCUUCUCCUCCAACAUCACAGGCUCCUCCUCCGCAAAAGAGAGGAUUUAUGUCUCGGUUAUUCGGAAGCUCCACACCAGACAGUGGCCCAGUCAUAAUGGGUGAGGGCAGCAGUUAUGAAGAGAGCAGUUCCCUUCCUGAGCAGCCUCCAAAGGUUCAGAGCGUUGAGGAUUUUAUCCCUGAUGAGAGUCUAGAUCGCAGCUUUCUGGAUGACACUGGAACUCAAAAAGAACAAGGUAGAGGUUCCCCCAGAUAUCGGCGAGACAGCGAUAGCGAAGGGGAGGCACCUGGGACGAAUCCAAUGGUUGCUGGAUUUCAGGAUGAUUUGGAUCCUGAUGACAGAAUAGCAAUGAAAACCGCAAAAUUGUCUGUCCCCAGCAAGAACAUCACCCUGUCCAGUGAUGAGGAGGGUCCCUCUCCUACAGUUGCUAUUACUGCAGAUGAAGACUUGGACUCUGAUCCAGAUGUUUGGAAAACAAAUGUAACUGGUCCUUCAAAAUUUCAAGAGAAAAGCAACCAAUCCCAGCUCCUUCCUGGUACCAAGGUACAAACUGCAACUAAAGCAAAGAAAGAUAAACCAGCGGCUCAAGAGGAAGAGAUUGAAAGUGAUCAGGAGGGACCAAUAGCCACUCAGAUGCUCUCGUUUGUCAUGGACGACCCAGAUUUUGAUAGCGACAAUUCGAGUAAAGUUAAGAAGACAAAGGACACAUUCCCUGUGCUGAACAUAUCUGACAGCUCAGAUGAAGAUGCCCCACCAUGCCCACCCCCACAGUCUUUGAAGACUACUGUACCUCCCUAUAAAAUGAGGCAAGAAUCAGACCUUUUUGGGUUAGGCUUUGAUGAGAAACCCAUAAAGGAGAACAGCGAGGAAGAUAAGGAAAGCAAAGGUUCUAAGGAGAAGAAGAAGAAAAAGAAAAAGACAAAGGAGGCAACAGAAGAGGAUAAAUCUACCAAGAAAAAGAGUAAAACUAAAAAGAGCAAAGAAAAGGAAGAGGGAAAAGAAGAGAAGAAAAAGAAAUCCAAAAAGACCAAGGAGAAGAAUGACUUUGAUGAACUGGAGGCAUUCCUUGGGGGCGGGGCACCAAGCCGGCCACGUUCAGGGGAAGAGUAUGAGGAGCUUUAAAUUUGAGGCAAAUCAUUUCUCAAACUACAUUCUCCCACCUGUUAGCUGCUUUGCUCAUCGGCUUAGCAGACUGUACUAAGCCUGGAGAAAGACCAUAUUAAAACAAAUUCCUUCCACUGCAAUCUUUAAAUGCCUGACGUGCAUUAUAGGAGCAGCAGGGGCCAUGCGGAAAUGAUGGGAUUUACCCCUUGACUGCCAAGAGGAUAAAACGGUUCUUUCUCAUUAAAAAAAAAAAAGAAUUCCCUACUCCGCCAUAUGCAACACAACAUUCUGCUUAAUUUAUUACAGAGGAUCUAUACAUACAUCUGUAUUAUGUGCCUGGUUUUGGUGUCUUUCAUUCGCGACGUUGUAAAUCUGUUUGUUCCCGUACCCUGUUCUUUCUUUUUGUUUUUUAUCCACCUAUUACAAGCAGAAAUAUCUGUCUCUUUGCGUUCUCUAAUUUAUAGAAAGGUUGGGUCAUGUCAGUCAUUCAUUUCAAGUGCAUUUAUAUUAAUCUUGAGUUUCCAUUCUUUAAAGGAACAUUUAAACCCAAAAAAUGUCUUUCAUGAUUCAGAUAGAUAAUACAAUUUUUAAACAACAUUCCAAUUUACUUCUAUUAUCUAAUUUGCUUCAUUCUUUAGCUAUCCUUUGUUGAAGAAAUAGCAAUGCACAUGGGUGAGCCAAUCACAUUAGGCUUCUAUGUGCAGCCACCAAUUAGCAGCUACUAAGCCUAUCUAGAUAUGCUUCUCAAUAAAGGAUAUCAAGAGAAUGAAGCUAAUUAGCUAAAAUAAGUCAAUUGGAAAGUUGUUUAAUAUUUUAUUCUCUAUCUGAAUCAUGAAAGAAAAAUUUUGAGUUUCAUGUCCCUUUAAGUAAACCAAUAGUUGGAAAUGUAAAGACAUGAAUCAUCUUAAUUUAUUUUGCAGGGAGAUAACAAACUUCUCAUUUUAAAACGAUUAUAACAUUUCUAACCUACUAUUUCAUAUCUGCAUCAUUUACUGCUAUACUUUAUAUAUUUUUCACCAUUAGGAAAAAGAUGGCGGUAUGGUGAAAACAAGUAGCCGCCGUGAGUCUAAGGUACUUGCGCAUUGCUUGUUUUUUUUUUUACAGGCCGGCUGCUUCAAAAACUGGUGUGAACCAAUUAAAGCUACUGGAACAGCAGAGGUGGUGUCACUACAGAUUUAUUUUUUUUGUGUAUAUUUCUUGUAGUUUUUAGAAAGAGUUCUGUGUCCGGUUUUGACCCACCUGAAUGUUUUGUUACCCCCUGUGUGUUUGAAGUGAUAAGCUAUUUUUAGAGACCUGGUUAAAUAAUUGGUUGAUGUUUUGUGGCAAACGUUGUUUACCUAUUGCUCUUUGUUAUAUAUAUUUGUUGCUCAAAGCCCAUUCCAGAUGCUUUUUUCAAAAACAAAAAUAUAAGCCGCACUGUUUUUCAUACUGGCAGCUCAUUCCACGCCCUUCUGCUACUUGGUGCUAUUUGAUCGUUCCCAAGACAGCUUGUGCACCCUUCUUCUGAAUGUGUACAAGUUCUAAUCUAGUCAAAGUCAUAGCCUUGACUUUGUCACUAUUAGUGUCCUCACCUGACUGCAAUGUGGUUAACUAAGGCCUUUUUUAUAACUUUGCAGACAUAUUGUCUCUAUUAGGAUUAAGAAGUACGGACUGACUACCAUUAUGAUCAUAUUAAUCUGUUUAUCAAAAGGAAAUCACUUUCCUAGUGAGCAUAGCAAUAGUUUGCAAAACAUAAGAACUAUGCGUUUCUGAGAUGGUUCUGCUCCUUAAAGCAAGUUCCAUGCCGGCGAAAUAUAUAUCAGUUGUUUUGUUACCAUUGUUGGCGUGCGUUAAACAUUAUGUCUCUGUAACAUAUCCUAGUGAGAAGUCAUAUACAGAUCUAACUUAUUUUGUUUCAAGUAACAACCCGCCUCAAUCUUGUCACAGCAGCUACACAUAGAAUUUGGGUUUCAUGUCCCUUUAAUUUGUUUCUUUCAUGAUUCAGAUAGAGAAUACAAUUUUAAAUAACAUUCCAAUGUACUUCUAUCGUCUUGCUUCAUUCUUCAGAUAUCUUUUUUUGAAGAACUAGCAAUGCGCAUGGGUGAGCCAAUCACACGAGGCAUCUAUGUGCAGCCACCAAUCAGCAUCUACUGAGCCUAUUUAAAUAUGCUUUUCAACAAAGAAUGUCAAGAGAAUGCAUCAAAUUAGAUAAUAUUAGUAAACUGGAAAGUUGCUUAGAAUUACAUUCUCUUUCUAAAUCAUGAAACAAAAAAAUUUGGGUCUCAUGUCCCUUUAAGUUCUCACAAUGAUGACAUCUGUCCUUUUAAUGUAAACUUUACCUGGCAUUAAAAAAUAAAAUAGACAAUCUGGACUCUUCCAGAAAUGUUAAAAUUAAUUCUUUCAAAUUUAGAAAAUCUACCUGCCAACCUAUAAAAGCUAUAAAUGGUUGGGAUAGGAUUUAGCAGAAGAAAAACCCACCAACCAAUCGAAUUUAAAACCUUACUUAGAGCAACGAUGACGUAUAAUGAUUACAGGAUCCAGGAAUUGUUUUUAGAUUGGUACCUUGGUUUCUCUGUGCAUCAUACACUGAUGAAGAUCUCGGGUGGCCUUUUUUUUGCUGCCGGUUCAAUAUCACAUGAAGUGCAAUUGGGACGUUAGAUUUUUGUCAUGCACACAGGGAUUCAUUUGGAUUGGACUGAUGUAGCAUGUACUAUGAACACUAUGGAGUCUGCUAUUUUGUUUGAUGAGUACACUCAGCUGUAUGUCAUUGGAAACAUGGCAAAAUAAUAAAUAUCUAAGACAUUUUGCGUAA